Molecule: messenger RNA, 875 nt
Organism: Scomber scombrus (Atlantic mackerel)
Lineage: Eukaryota; Metazoa; Chordata; Actinopteri; Scombriformes; Scombridae
Product: tubulin-specific chaperone cofactor E-like protein
Exons: 5
Biological process (GO): protein folding
Molecular function (GO): alpha-tubulin binding
Source: RefSeq, a predicted model, not a curated record
UUCAGUGGAACGGAGACAUGGAGCCACCAGAGGUCAAUAUGGGUCGUACCUUUGUGGAGGUGAUGAGUGAAAAGUACAGCCCGGAGAACUUCCCAUACCGCCGAGGACCUGGCAUGGGCGUAGUGGUGGUGCCCACCUUAGGUCCCCAAGGUUCCCCCAUGAAAGACCGUCUGAACCUGCCCAGUAUGCUGGUGUUGAACAGCUGUGGAAUCAGAAGGGCAGGAGAACAGGCUGAAAUUGCUGCCUUCUGAACCCACGUGGUGGAACUGGACCUGUCCCAUAAUAAGCUGCAGGACUGGCAUGAGAUCAGUAAAAUUGUCUCCAACAUUCCCAACCUGGAGUUCCUCAACUUGAGCUCUAACCCACUGGCAGGAAUGACCCUUGAGCCAAGGUGCGCUGAAGCCUUCUCCCGAGUCCGACGCCUCGUCCUCAACAACACCCAAGUGUCAUGGGACACUAUGCUGCUGCUCACCCAACAGAUACCCGAUCUGGAGGAGUUGUUCCUGUGCCUUAAUGAGUACAGUUGCGUGAGCACCUCCAGAUUGGCCUGCCCCAGCCUGCGCCUGCUUCACAUCACUGACAACAGCCUCCAGGACUGGGCCGAAGUCCGCAAGUUUGGUUCCAUGUUCCCCGGCCUGGAUACUCUGAUUAUGGCCAAUAACAACUUGGCCUCCAUUCAGGACAGCAAGGAAAUCCUGCAACGUCUCUUCCCCAAUCUACGCAGCAUCAACCUGAACAACGCAGGUCUUAACCGAUGGGAAGACAUUGAGAAGCUGAACUUCUUCCCCAAGUUGGAGGAGGUGCGACUGCAGGGCAUUCCCUUGCUGCAGGCCUACACCAAUAUGGAGCGACGCAGCCUCAUGAUAGCACAGUGA